UUGAUUUGUUUUCGCUCUUCGGAUUUGUUCAAGCAGACUUCACUCUGUAUUUUGAAAGCGACCACAGACGACACACUCUUGGCUGUUUAAAGCGGUUUACCUGUCAAUAUCCUCAGACACCGUGACGUGUCUCUAGUUUCGACAUCAGUUGAAGUGUUUUUGUCUUAACAUGGCUAUGCAGCAAGCGGCGUGGAGACGACACUGGGAAUUAAAUUUCACUCUCGUUCCAUCAGCUUGUUUGAAAUGAAUGGUGCACCGGGCAGUUGUGAACUCCUUUUCUCACAACCUUUUUGAACAUACACCUCUUGUUGUUCAUUUCCCAGCAACGGAUACACUAGUUCCAGGUAUAUUGUUGUAUUUAUUUUUUUGUUUUCGGGUUGACUUUUCCACCCUCACCUCCUGGGCUUCGGAGGUGGUCCUCUGAAAAAUGGAGUCUGUUAUCGAAAAGGACUGCAGUGCGCUUGGAGGACUCUUCCAAACUCUUAUCGGAGACAUGAAGAGUGGCUACCCGAUUUGGGAGGACUUCAUCACCAAGGCAGGCAAACUGCAGUCACAGUUCAGAGCCACAGUGGUCGCAUUGGCUGCCUUCUUGGAUGCCUUUCAGAAAGUGGCUGACCUGGCAACGAACUCAAGAGGAGGCACCAGAGACAUCGGAUCAGGCUUGACAAGGAUGUGCAUGAGACAUCGCAGCAUUGAAGCCAAAUUCAAACAGUUCUCCAUGACCUUCUUGGAAGCUCUGAUCAACCCCCUACAAGAACAGACGGAGGAGUGGAAAAGAGGCGUCUACACUCUGGAUAAGGACCAUGCCAGAGAAUAUAAGAGAGCUCGGCAGGAGAUCAAGAAAAAGUCAUCAGACACACUGAAACUUCAGAAGAAAGCAAAGAAAGCUGAUACUGUGGGUCGUGGUGAUAUCCUGCCCCAGUUGGACUGCGCGAUGCAAGAUGUCAAUGACAAAUACAUUCUUCUGGAAGAAAUUGAGAAAGAGGCCCUGAGGAAAGCGCUGAUAGAGGAGAGACAAAGAUUCUGCACUUUUGUAGCCUUGCUGCGGCCUGUAGUGGAUGAAGAGAUUUCAAUGUUGGGAGAGGUUACCCAUCUCCAGGCCAUCUCUAAUGACCUCAAAUCACUGACCUCUGAUCCCCACAAGCUACCUGCUGCCAGUGAACAAGUGAUCUUGGAUCUGAAAGGCUCAGACUAUAGUUGGUCUUACCAAAGUCCACCCUCUUCCCCUAGCACCACUACAUCCAGGAAGUCCAGCAUGUGCAGUAGUCUGAACAGUGUUAACAGUGGUGACUCCAGGGGAUCAAGUGGCUCUCACUCUCAUUCUCCUUCCUCCUCUUCUUCCUCCUCUUCACACCACCUCUUCCACCACCAUCAACCUCGCCAACGGUACCACAGCUCCACGCUGUCCCAGCAGGCCCCAGCUCGACUCUCCAGCAUCUCCUCCCACGACUCUGGCUUCAUCUCUUCAUCGCAUGACCAAUGCACAUCCUCCAAGUCAUCGUCACCAAUGCCAGCAAAUAGCAAGCCUUGUGCCAGUUCCAGAUCCUCUGAGGUGUCAGAUUUUGAGCACCUUCACUGUGACUCGAGCAGGGACCCCCCCUCUCUAGCAGCAGAUGCUGCUGCAUCUUUGCAUACUAUUGACAAGCUGUCCAAUGGCUUUGACCACUACAGCCCAGCCAACUCCCCUACCAGUGGUGGGAGUUUGAGCUCUGGCUCCAGCACAGCCUUCCCCUUCUUCCCUCCAUCCUCCUCUUCCUCCUCCUGCCCAACACGAUCAUGGUCACGUCCCGCUUCAGCACUCCUGCUUCCUCACAACUGCCCCAUGGGCUCUCCCACGAUGCCUUCCUCUCAUGUGCCCAGCUGGAAGGACUGGGCAAAGCCAGGGCCAUACGACCAGCCCAUGAUCAAUACAUUGCGAAAGAAGAAGGACAAGGGGCCUCCAGUUAUAAUGGACAAUAAUGGAGUUGCAGGCAGGGAAAGCAGCACACCGCAAAGCCUCGCAACCGCUACUCUGGCUCCAGCUGAGAUGCCUCAAAAAGUGUCACGAGAAGAAAGGAACAGGACAACACCAGCCAAGGCCGGUGAUCUUGAGACCCACGAUGAGCUGGCCCUGGCCUUAUCACGAGGCCUGGAAUUGGACACCCAGAGGUCCAAUCGAGACUCAAUCCAAUGCUCCAGUGGAUACAACACUCAAACCAAUACACCCUCCUGCUCUGAGGACACCAUACCCUCACAAGUCUCAGAUUUUGACUAUUUUUCAAUGACCGAGGAACAGGACCCUGAGCAGCAGCAGUCCGACUUUGACAAGUCCUCCACCAUCCCCAGAAACAGUGACAUUGGCCAGUCGUGCCGACGCAUGUUUCAGACCAAGCGGCCUGCCUCCACAGCCGGCAUGCCAAGCACACAUGCUCCCUACCCGGUGCAGGGGGGCUACCACAAUGGAGCCUGUCCCUCAACUCCCACCCACAAAUAUUCAUCAUCUGUGCCUUAUUCACCUACUCCAACAGGUUGUUCAAAUCAGGUGAUUUUUUCUGGUUAUCAUAAUGUCUCUGGGUCCCAUUCUACUAGUCAUGGUCCAGUUAUUGUCACCCCAGGUGUUGCAACAAUCCGCCGCACGCCUUCCUCCAAACCUUCUGCUCGCCGCUCAGGCUCAGUUGUCAGCACAGGUCCCAUUCCUAUUCGUACACCAGUCGUCCCCGUAAAAAUACCAACAGUUCCCGACAAGUCAGGAGUCCUAAACGGGAGCAAGAUUGGGGAGGAAAUCGGAAAGAUUCCAGAUUCUCCCACAUUUCCACAAGGCGACAAUGGUGGAGUGCCACCCGUGGUGUCUUGGAGCGGUCAGGCGUCGAGCAAUCCUCCCACUGUCCCCCUGCCCAACCAACUGGCCCAGCAGCACCCUCACAGUGAGCGAGGAGAAACUGAGACAGGAGACGAGGCAGAUGGCAACAUGUUGGUGGCCAUCCGCAACGGAGUCAAGCUCAAGAGGACCCUCACCAAUGACCGCUCAGCACCUCGGAUUGCGUGAUCCCAAUGACAUACAAAGUCAAGACCGUGUGAGAGAGAAAAGAGUUUUAUUCAACAAAUUUAACUAUUUCUUUUUGUUGGGGUGUAAAGAUGUCUUCCUACAUGAUUCGGGAUCAGAUCAUCAAGGAGGUCAUUUUGUCUGGUUAGUGAUGCCUCUCCGAAAAAAUGACACGUCAUAACAAAAAGGGGACUGCAGAACCACCUUGAGUACUUAACAUGAUUUACCAUGAUGCAAACCACAAUUUGACAAUUGAGUCAAUCGAUGGUUAAUUU
This is a messenger RNA of Hippocampus zosterae (dwarf seahorse), 3297 nucleotides long. RefSeq names its product protein MTSS 1-like. Gene Ontology annotation, cellular component: actin cytoskeleton; cytoplasmic side of plasma membrane. Gene Ontology annotation, biological process: positive regulation of actin filament bundle assembly; adherens junction maintenance; plasma membrane organization. Bases 428 to 3025 code for a protein of 865 amino acids. The transcript is spliced from 17 exons. NCBI's taxonomy places the organism in Eukaryota, Metazoa, Chordata, Actinopteri, Syngnathiformes, Syngnathidae. Gene Ontology annotation, molecular function: actin binding; phospholipid binding. The record is from RefSeq and is a predicted model, not a curated record.